AACAUGCCGUAUACAGCUGAUGUCUGAAAUGAAACACUUUGUCCUUAUGUAACCGACCCAGAGUUAAAAUGUUAUGAAAGCAGCAGUGGGUUGAACAUCAGACUGAUGUGUGUCUUUCUCUGAGGUACCCAGGCUGCAUUUCAAUGGGACCCCACUGAGCGGUUCUCAUCUGUAUAAAGUUUAUUUCUGAGGGACCAUCAUGCAGUUGGAAGCUCAGCUGCGUUUAUGUCAGAGUUGUCUUUGGUACUGUAGGAGUUAUAAGCGCCUGAUCUCACUUUCUACUGUCCACAGGUCAUCAGCAAACUACUAUGACCUUCUUGGAGUGAAACCGGACGCCACGUUGGAUCAAAUAAAAAAUGCCUUUUUCGACAAGUCCAAAAAGAUGCAUCCAGACAGUGACCUAACUAAUCCUGGUCUGCAUAGUCAGUUUGUGCAGCUGAAUGAAGCUUACAGGGUGCUGAGCAGAGAAGGUUCCAGACGGGACUAUGACCUCAAGCUGAGGUAUCGGUACGCUGGAGGUCAGGCCUUCGGGACAUCCACGUACAGCCCCAGUGGAGAGGCAUCAGACAACAUACGAUAUUGGGAGCAGUUCAGACAGGCCCAGCCUCAGGAGAACUCAUCUGAGAGUUGGGAAAAGAGAAAGAAGCGUAACAUGCGAUUAGUGGGCUACUGCGUGCUUACCAUGCUAGCUAGUAUAUCUGCACAUUACUUUGGGUUCAGGAAACUGGAAGAGGUCCACAGUAACUUCAUGGAUGAGAAAGACAGACUCAUCACUGAGAUCUACAAUAAAUCCAAAGAGCAAGCCAGAGUGAACGGCUUUAAGAAACAACAGGAGAUUUUGAGACAAAAACAUGCCGAGUUCCUGGAGAGAUACAAGAUUCGUAGCAGCGGAGAAGAGAAGUGAAAUGAAGAAAGAGAAACUUUAUGGAGAGAGUAUGGACGAUUUAGUUUAAAGGGAGAGUUCAUCCAAAAAUGAAAAUUAUGUCAUCAUUUUACCACCCUCAGGUUGUUUUAAAUCUGUAUGAAUUACUUUUUUCCGAACACAAAAUAAGAUAUUUUGAUAAAUGAUGGUAACCAUUGACUUCCAUCGUAUUUAUUUUUCCUACUAUGGAAGUGAAUGGCUACCAUCAGCAAUCAUUUAUUAUUCAGAAAUUUAGAUUUAGAACAACAUGAGGAUGUUUAAAUGCAGGAUUUUCAUCUUUGGGUGAACUAUUCCUUUAAUAUUAUUUUGCAUUUAUAGUUUUUAACAAAUUAUUUGAUACUCAAAUAAGUGCCAUUAAAUGAAGCUGAAUCCAUCCAAAGGAUCAAAUGCUUACAAAAUGUUAUUUUUUCUAUGUAUUUAAAAAGUUUGGUUCCAAAACGCGAUAAACGGCAUUUAAGAAAAAAAUUGUUACCGCCAGAAUCAGUAUUGUAUAAGGUCAGUAAUAAAAAGUCAAUUCGUCAUUUUACGCCAAAUCCGAUAUCCACCUUUUUAUUCUUUCAUCUUUUCUCUUUUUUUCCAAACCGCGAUAAACGCCAGUCGUCCUUUUCUGCAGAAUGCAAUAAAUCUGCUCAACAAAUCACAGCGCACCAUUAGGGCUGGGUAUUGGCAAGGGCCUCACGGUACGAUACAUAUCACGAUACAUGUGCCGUGCUACAGUGUAUCACGAUACAAUAUGGUGCAUGUUGUGAUACAUUGCAAUACUUUUUAUUUUUUAUCAAAAAUGUUUAAAAAAAUAGAGCUGAAUUUUUUUACUUUUUUUAAAGCCAACGUGCUUCCACACGGCUGCUUUGAAAGCUGCAGGUGUUUUUACAUUUUCUGCCGUUUCUCACUCCCGCUAACUGCUGAGAUAUUGGUUGAAUGGUCAUAUGUGACAGACAACUGGAUAGCGACAACUAGCAGUGGCGGAGGAGGACGUUUGAAGCACACAGAGGGAUUUGAUGUUUUUUUUAAAUAUCAAUAGUAGAGAUUAAAAUAUUGAUACACUAUCGUGGAAAAAUGUAUUGCGAUAGUUAGCUGUAUCGAUAUUUUUGCACAGCCCUACACACCAUUCAACGCUGGCGACUCGUUGAAUACACACCGAAUCCUAGUUUUCCUCAUCUACUUUGUACUUCGUAAUCAACAAACAAAAACAAAAUAAUACGUUUGAUGGCAUUGAUAAACCUGUGGUGGUUUUCUGUGGCGGGGAAUAAACGUAAGCCAUCAAAAUCGAAUCAUUUACGUGAGGGGCACUCGAAAGACGGAAAAAUGUCGGCUGUUGCUUGUUCUCUCCCGACAGCAUCAAGCUUCUGUCAUGCUAACACAUUGACCCCAGGGGAUCUUAUGAAAAACUUUAUUUUAUUUUACUCAAAGUCAACAAAAAUCGAGCAGGACCAAAACAUUUUACAGCUGAUCGCUGUUAAAAAAAUUCAGCGACGACAUCCCAAGGAUGACCGCAGCAAUGACAGUGUUAUUAAUAUGACAAAGUGUUUUGAUUAAUGCCAUUAAUGUUUAUUUUUUAAUCAGUGUAUACCACUAGUCAACUAAAUGAAUAUAACAUGACAAAGAUGAAUGCACAUUUAUAUAUUGAUUCAAGAGAUUUAUAGCAUUUUGAAAAAAAACUUUGAUUUAUUGCAUUUUGCGGAAAAAAUAAUCAGUUUGUAACAGAAAAUGGUGGUUUUCAUCUUGUCACUUUCUUAGUAUAGAAAACACAUUUUCCAAAAUUAGACAGAAUGGAUUUAUUGCGUUUUGGAACCAAACUCUUCAUAUCUUCAAUCAACUUACAGUCAGAUUAAUGGCAGCGAAACAAAUCAGGCUGAUUUAAGGUGAGUGUGGUUCACCUAAACCUGUACACCUACUUGCAUUGCCUGCAUUUACAGGCGACGUUGUAACUGCACCUGGAAAGGGUGUUAUGGAAACAUUGCAUUCCUGAUAAAGCCGUACAUCAAAACACUGAAACGCAGUGCACUCUGUUAAGCUCACUGUGUGUGUAGGAGGAAUCCUUAUGCAAGUAUAUACUACAGAUGGCCAGUGCUGUCCAGUGUGCGUGAAUCAGCAGUGUAGUGUAUAAGGAUUCAGGUGCUGCUUAUUUCACAACUUCAAAUAAUCUAUGAAGUAAUGGUGCUUUGAGAAUUCAUUUAAAGUUAGUAAUAAAAGAUAUAGCAUGUAUGGUACACACGUUGAGUGCUAUACAGGACGAUUUUAAUAUACCUGGAUCCUGGAUUUGGGACUCCAUUCAUACACAGACUGCUGCUGUCGCAAAAUUUUUUUGGAAUGUUGCCUUAUUUAUAGAAUUCAGUAUUUAUAGACAAUUUAUAUUUCAUAGAGAAAUAUGAAAAUUCUAUCAUUUACACACCCUCAUAUUGUAUUAAUUUCUUUGUUCUGCUAAACACAAAAGAAGAUGUUUUGAGCAAUAUUUGUAACCAAACCAUUUUCAAGCACCAUUCACUUCUGCAGUAGUAUUUUUCCUACUAUGUAAGUCAGUGGUGCUUCUGUUUCCAGCUUAAUUACAAAUAUCUUCAUUUGUGUUCAGCACAAAGCAAAGAAAUUAC
Paramisgurnus dabryanus is the source of this 3510-nucleotide messenger RNA. It is a transcript of the gene dnajc4, whose product is annotated as DnaJ (Hsp40) homolog, subfamily C, member 4. The record is from RefSeq and is a predicted model, not a curated record. NCBI's taxonomy places the organism in Eukaryota, Metazoa, Chordata, Actinopteri, Cypriniformes, Cobitidae.